AUGGUGAAUUAUAAAUAUAUAAUAGUAUUUUUAGAUUUUCUUUUUUUCUUACUAAAAAUAUAUGGAAAAGAAUGGUGUAAAGCAAAAUUUGAAUAUGGAAAAUCUGAUUAUGCAGAAUGCUUAAAUGAAGGAGAUAAUAUUACAAAAUAUAUGAUAGAAACAGUUCCAAUAAUUUCAAGUGAUGUUAAUUUAUAUAGUAAUGUGUCCAUAGUAUUAUCUAAUGGAUAUGGUUUAAAAACAAAAGAAAUAAUUAUAGGAAAUGAAAAUGAAGGAUUAUUAAAUAAAAUAUUUUCUGUUAGAAAAGAUAUAGGAAAUCCUGAAUAUAUACACAUAAAAAUGAAUUCACCAAAUAAAAAGUGGAAAUGUAAAAAAAUCACUAUAUGGAAAGACUUCAAAUAUUGGAUAUUUGAUUGCAUUGAUCAUUUAGAUGAUAGAAAACCAGAAGCAACUUACUUUUUAUCUGGAAAUAAGUUGUACACUGCUUAUGUUCAAACGGGUAAAGAUAUAGAAGCUGGAACUACAGGAACUAUAGAAAUUAUUUUAUUAGGUAAUGAAAAAAGAAGCAAUACAAAAAUAUUGCAUGAAGGAUUUAAUUCUGGGAGUUUAAAGAAAAUUAAAUUUCAAGCUUCUGAUGUAGGAACCUUAGAAGAUAUAAUUUUGAGCAACAAUUCCAAAAAUGAUCCAUGGUAUUGUGAUUUUGUUAAAAUAAAAAGUGAUAAUAAAGUUUAUGUUUUUAAUGUUAAAAAUUGGAUUGGUCAUCCUUAUGAUAAGAAUGUAAAAGUUAACAUAAAAAAUGAUAAUGUAGAAGGAACAGCAAAAGAUAUCGAUUGUCAUAUCCGUGCUAAUGAUUUAAUAAAUACUAAUAACUUACCAAAAAAUUUAGCAAACAAAGUGCAAAUAUUUAAAGUUAGAUGUCCACAAAAUUGUCAAAAUGCAGAAUUUGCAUCUAUUGAAGGCUCUUCAAUCCAUCCAUCUUCAAGUUCUAUUUGCGCAUCUGCUAUUCAUGAUGGGUCACUAAGUCCAAGUGGGGGAGAACUCAUUGUUACUGUUGGAAGUGAAUUGAAAUAUUAUCAUGCACUUAAUGAAAAAUAUAAUGGAUUAGAAGCUAUGGAUUUUAGUACCAAGGCAGAUGAGAAAAAUUUUUCUUUCUAUAGUUAUCAUUUAGAUUCAAUAGAUGAUAUAAAAAGUGAUAUUAGAAUUGUUAAUUCCUUUGGAAAAUUGUCUUCUCUAGGUAGAUUAGAAAUACGUACAAAAAAUAUGUGGGGAAGUGUCUGCAAAAAAGGUCCAAAUUUUACAUUCAAUGAUGAUACAGCUAAAAGAGCAUGUAAAGAUUUAGGUUUUCCUAAUGGAAUUUAUAUAAAAGAAAAUUGCGGGAAUGUUAACGGACAAAAUUAUUGUGCCGAUUAUGGUUAUCCAUUUAGUAGUGCAGGAAUAAUGUGCUCUGGAAACGAAAAAAGCCUAGUUAAUUGCAAUGGGGACGAUGCUUCUCAUUGUAUAGAUCAUCAUGAUGAUGUUAUUAUUCAGUGUUUGCAUUAUUCAAGUAAUGAAUUGGUAAGUGAUGGAACUAUUAGAAUUGUUGAUGUAAAUGGUUCACCUUCUAAUAAUGGAGUAGGAAGAUUACAAAUUUAUUACAAUGGAACUUUUGGCUCUGUAUGUUCUGAGGGAUGGGCAAAAGAAUCAGAAAAAAUUGUUUGCCAAGAACUUGGUUAUACAGGACUGAAAGGAAGUGGUUUUUCUCAUCAUUUAUGUGCCAACAUAUCGGGAGAAAAUUUAUGUGGUCAUGAUACAGAAAAAAUAAAUGCUGUUAAUAUUAAAUGUAAAGGAAAUGAAAAAUAUCUAAAAAAUUGUCCUCAUGAAACACAUGAAGAUAUAUAUUGUUCUCAUGAUGAAGAUAUUGUAAUUGGUUGCAGUGGAGAAGGAGAUGCGUCAGGAUUAGGAAUAUCGGGAAAAAAAAAUUUAAUGAACUUAGAAAAAAAAAAUUUUCAUCCAAAAAUUGAACUAACCUGUUUUGAUAAGAUAGUUUCAAAAUCAGAUCUAAGUAGUGCUAAUGUAGGGGAUAUUUUCAUAGUUAAUUGCCCUGAAAAAUGUGACGAGGAAAUGGGAAUAAUAAAAGGUACAUUUUUAUAUACAUUUGAUUCUCCUAUAUGUAAAGCAGCAAUUCACGCUGGGGUACUUACUAAUAAUGUUACAGAAGACAUUGUUGUAAUUAUUGCACAUAAGCAUAAAAACUUUAUAGGAACAAGAAGAAAUAAUAUAGAGUCCCAUACAUUUAGUGGUAUCUCUAAAAGUUAUAGUGUUAGUAUACCAACUACUUCUCUCUUGAAUAAAGAAAGAAGAAGCAAUCCAAAAGCAGAAGAUGAAAUCUUAAAAAAAGAAGAUGAUUUUUCUUACCAAAAUGUAUUUGAUAAAAAUACAAAGCAUUUGUCUACUUCUAUCCAGCCUACAUUUCAAUGGAUUUCUCCAACAGGAUUUCUAGGUUUUAAUGGAAAAGAGAAUGAUUUUAUAGACUGUAGUAAUUUACCAAAUGAAAAAUAUAUUAAAGGUCUUUAUAAUUUUUCAUUUAUUAUUUAUUUUACUUUAAAUGGAGGAGAAGGAACAUGGAGAACUAUUUUGUCUCACAGUUUAUGUGAAGGAAUUUCUAUUUCAAUUGAUGAAGAAAAUGAAUUAAUAAUAGAGCAGAAUUGUAAUCCUUACAUAAUUAAAAGUAGAUUUAAACCUAAAUUUGGAGAAACAUAUCACAUUGCUAUUAUUUUUAAUAAAACAAACAAAACAAUUGCUUUAUAUAUAAAUGGAAAAAAAGCUAUAUUCGAAAAAGCAAAAUAUGAUUUCACCUUAAAUGGGGAUUUAAUUAUAGGUAGAUCAAAUCAAUCAACAACUGAUUAUUUUAUAGGAAAUAUUCAUUUAGUAGAGGUAUACAAGUAUGUAUUGUCUGAUGAAGAAAUUAAAGAAUCUCUAAAUUCAGUUUUAUCCUUAGAUUAUGUAAACAUAAGUACUACAGAAAAUAUAAAAAAAAAAAAGAAAAAAGGAGCAAGAAAAACUAUAGAUGGUAGAGAAUGUAUAACCCCUUGUAAAUCCAGAAGUAUUAUAAAUAAAGACUUACAAGUAAAUGCAGAAAAAAUUAAUUUAAAAUGUGAGGAUGAUUUACUUUCUGAACAAUUUAAUGGAAAAAUAGGGUCUCAAUUUUUAGUAAAUUGCUUAGAAGACUGCACUAAAUCAAAAUUUUUAGUAAAAGGAAGUAAUAAUUUCUACACUCCUGAUUCAUCAAUAUGUAAAGCUGCUAUACAUGCAGGUAUAUAUAUACCUAAUAAAAAUAAUGUUAACAAAGGUAGCUUUAUUGUUAGAAUUGUUGAAGGUUUAUUAGAAUAUAAAUCAUCUAGAGGGCAUUUUGGAAUAGUUAGUAAAUCAGAAAAACAAUCUCAAUUGAGAUCUUUCUCUGUUUUUUUGGAAAAUGAAGAUAAUAUUUUUACAUGUUCUACAAAUGGUCAAUUUAUAUUAAAUUUAUCUGUUGGUGAAAAAAUAAUCAUUUCUUGUCCAUCUAAUUGCGAUAAAGUAAAUAAUAAGAUCUUUGGAACAAAUAUAUAUAGUCCUUUAUCUUCCGUUUGUAAAGCAGCUAUACAUUCAGGUGCCUUGUCAAAUCAAGGGGGUCAGGUAGAAAUAAUUGUGGGACCUAAACAAGAAGAAUUUAAAGGAUCCAAACAAAAUAAUAUUGAAUCAUAUGACUCUACAAGCCAGAAUCUUUCUUUAACAUUUAUGAGAUAUACAGGAUAA
Molecule: messenger RNA, 3768 nt
Organism: Plasmodium gallinaceum
Lineage: Eukaryota; Apicomplexa; Aconoidasida; Haemosporida; Plasmodiidae
Gene: CCp3
Product: LCCL domain-containing protein, putative
Exons: 1
Coding region: 1-3768 (1255 amino acids)
Cellular component (GO): membrane
Molecular function (GO): protein binding
Source: RefSeq, a predicted model, not a curated record